AUGUUUUAUUUGUCUGCUGCCUUGGUGUUGAGGACAAGGGCCGAGUGCGUAUACGCUCCAGUGGAUUUCAAGUACCAGGCAGAUCAUAACAAAUUGGCGACGCAGUUUUUCAACUACGCCGCCUUGAAGCAGAUGUUGCAGCAGAAGGUGAAACUGAUGAAAACACUCACCGUUAAGCUGUCCAACUCGUCCAGGGGUCAAUCAAACGUGGCUGGUGGUUCGCAAUCUGUUGAUCACAUCGCCGGCAGCAUCGCUGAAGUCUUGUAUGACCCACAGGCCCAUAUCACCCUCGAUUCCUGGUACAAACGAUACGAGGACUUGUUCUCUGUCGAUCUGGCUGUCCAGGACGAUGCAUAG
Messenger RNA from Spirometra erinaceieuropaei, 357 nucleotides. NCBI's taxonomy places the organism in Eukaryota, Metazoa, Platyhelminthes, Cestoda, Diphyllobothriidea, Diphyllobothriidae. The record is from the annotation of a GenBank genome assembly.